Molecule: messenger RNA, 1367 nt
Organism: Xenia sp. Carnegie-2017
Lineage: Eukaryota; Metazoa; Cnidaria; Anthozoa; Malacalcyonacea; Xeniidae
Product: ADP-ribosylation factor-like protein 1
Exons: 10
Coding region: 102-647 (181 amino acids)
Biological process (GO): vesicle-mediated transport; intracellular protein transport
Cellular component (GO): Golgi apparatus; cytoplasm
Molecular function (GO): GTP binding; GTPase activity
Source: RefSeq, a predicted model, not a curated record
UCAAGCGGUCAGCGGUCGUACGUUAAAAAGCCACGAAUACAAGUUAAGUAGUUAACUCUUCUACAAAAAUAUUAAUCUUUCAAGCAAAAAAAGCAUCGAAAAUGGGUGGAUUUUUUUCAAAUUUGCUUGCAUCCUUGUUUGGAUCAAAAGAAAUGCGAAUUCUCAUCCUGGGUCUAGAUGGUGCUGGAAAGACUACAAUACUUUAUAGGCUUCAAGUGGGUGAAGUUGUGACAACUAUACCAACGAUUGGUUUCAACGUGGAAACAGUAACAUACAAAAAUUUAAAAUUCCAAGUGUGGGAUUUAGGAGGUCAAACAAGCAUACGACCGUAUUGGCGCUGUUACUAUGCCAACACUGACGCUGUGAUCUACGUUGUGGAUAGUGCGGAUCGUGAUAGGAUUGGUAUUUGUAAACAAGAACUAUUGUCAAUGCUUGAGGAAGAGGAAUUGAAGAAGGCGAUAUUAAUGGUGUUUGCAAACAAACAGGACAUGGAAGGCUCAAUGUCAGCAACUGAAGUUUCUACUGCAUUAGGAUUGUCGGCCUUGAAGAGUAGAACUUGGUCAAUUUUCAAAACUUCUGCACUUAAAGGAGAAGGUCUAGAGGAAGCCAUGGAAUGGUUAGCCACGUCAUUAAAAACGAAACAAUAGAGAAGAGGAAACGGACGUCAAAUCAUCAUCGUUUGUAUUGCUUUACAAUUUGACAAGUGGAUACUAGCUCAAUAUAGUUUGCAGAAUUUAUACCAUGACAAAAUGCGAUGUCAUUGCUUUAGGUUCGAGGUAUUAAGAUUUGCUGGCGUAUCAUAUGAAGUACGUAGCGCGCGUUGAAAUAAUCUAUGUUUUAGAAAUCCUAAAUGUUGAUCCCAAAUCUAAUCUUCAAUCUGGAGUUGGAUUUAUAAUUUUAUGACAUUAGAUCAGAUUAGAGGUCAAUUUAUGGAAUUCUAAUGCUUCAAUAAUACGUACAUCUGCCAUUGAGUAUUUUCUGUGAUACGUAAGUUGAUUGUAUUAAUUUCAAGUACGAUUCAUUUCAAUCUUUGUACGUCUGAUUACUUUCCAUCUAUGUGUUCUACCUACGCUUCCUUUCUAUCUAUAUUCUAUCUAUGCAUGUAAAAAUACUAAAGAAUGUCGGCUGUAGAGUAGAACUUUUAGAGUCAUUGAAUUGAUGUUAAUAAGGAAUUUUAUGUAUGAUAAUGGACAUGAAUAGUUCUUGAAACUACUUUUAAAUUGCCUGAUAAAUAUGCAUUUCCGUGUAAUCUUCCUAUUCUUCAUUUCUUCUGUCCUCCACGCCUUGAUAAAGUAUUUCCCUUCCUGGUAGCAAACUUCAAAAAUAAAUAUUUCCUGCGAAUAUAUUUUGUUAAUAACCUUUGAAAA